Messenger RNA from Sciurus carolinensis (gray squirrel), 883 nucleotides. Its product is annotated as glioma pathogenesis-related protein 1-like. Lineage: Eukaryota; Metazoa; Chordata; Mammalia; Rodentia; Sciuridae. Bases 176 to 883 code for a protein of 235 amino acids. The record is from RefSeq and is a predicted model, not a curated record. The transcript has 4 exons.
GCCUCAUCUCAUGCCCAAAGCCAUGGAACCAGCUGACCAUGGACUGAAACUUCUGAAACUCUGAAGUCAGCUAUGCUUUGUGAAGCUGCCAGCUGAAGACAGAGAGGCGAGCUCUCUCAGAAACCGUGGCUCUGGAUACGGCUCUGGAUACGGCUUUGUGCCAGCUGGACUGAGCAUGCAGGUCACACUUGCUACGAUGACCUGGACGGUUUCUUUUGUCUCUAGUUAUUCAUAUAAGGCAAACACUUUGCCAGAUAUUGAAAGUGAAGAUUUCAUCAAAGAGUGUAUUCGAAUUCAUAACAAGUUUCGAUCAGAGGUGACUCCAACAGCCAGUGACAUGCUAUACAUGACUUGGGACCCAGCCCUAGCCAAAAUUGCAAAAGCAUGGGCAAAAACUUGUCAGUUUAAACAUAAUCCACAGCUGAAAUCACACCACAGUCUGCACCCAAACUUUACUUCAUUGGGAGAAAAUAUCUGGACUGGGUCUAUACAGUUGUUUUCAGAGUCUUCGGCUAUCUCAAACUGGUACGAUGAAAUUCAAGACUAUGACUUUAACACCCGAAGAUGCACAAAAGUCUGUGGUCAUUACACUCAGAGGCGGCUGGAGCCGUGGUUGAGUGUGUCUAGUGCAGCCCGUGCUGGCAGCAGCCCUCGGAGUGGUCAUCGUGAUGAGUGUACAGACAUGCAGAAUGCGAGGGUUACGGGUCAUGGAGGCGUCCACCAAAGUUUUACAGGAAAGCCUGGUACGCCACGGCAGUGUGACAGGGUGCUGGCUCCUGAAAGCAGUUCCUUAGAGAGUGAGACAUGCAGCUGGGGAGUGAAGCCAAACUACAGUGGAGACCCCAGAAAGUUAGAGGUGCCAGGAACAUGGAACACCUGCUGA